AUGUCAGAUUCGGAGGACGAUUUCGAGCAAGAGCUUCUGCAGGCCGUUGGUCGCGCCGGCAGAAGCGGAGGCAGAAGCGGCGGGGGAGACGGCGGAAGGAAAGGCGGAGGCGGGGGAGGGAACAGGCGGAGCAGCAAAGGCGGUCGCAGCCGUCGAUCUGGAUUUCGUAGCUCGAGCAGCAGCGAAGAUCAGCCGUCGGAUAACGAGGAUGACGAUGACGAGCACGAGGAUAUCGAGGAACGGGAGCGCGCAAGAGGCGCGCGGGGAUCCGCCGGCGCGGAAGGGAAAACGGAUACCCGCAGCCGCGGCAACGUGAGCCCUCCACGGGGAAGCGGUUUCCGCAGCGGUGGCGGCGGCGGAGGCGGGGGGAACCGCGGAGGGGGAAGGGGAAGCGGGUCGGACGAGGAUAGAAGGGCGCGCGGGAGCGGCGGGGGGGAUGGGGAUUCGGAAAGCAGCGGCUUGUCGUUUGGUAGCGAUUUGUACAAGGACGACGACGAUCGCGAACGGUUACAGGCGAUGAACGAAAUCGAUCGCGAGCAGAUUUUGUUCGAGCGCGACGAGAGGCGACGAAGCCACCUGGACAAACGGGAGCUUCGCAAGAAGCUUCGCCAGCAGCAGAAGCUGCACCCGCAGCAGCAGCAGUCGUUUCAACGCACCCAGGAGCGCACGCCGCGCGCAUCUGCGCGAGAGCCGGCGGCUUCCCCCGCAGCCCCGCCGCCGGCGGCCGCAACGGCAGCGACCACGCCAGAACCGGCGGCGCGCGGAGCGCCAGCAUCGGGAUCCGCUCCGGGGUCGGUGGGGGGGCCGUCGUACACGCCGCCGGGAUCGGCGGUGGCGCGCGCGCGCGGGUUCGGCGGCGUGGAGCGGAGCCGCAAAGAGGACGCGCUGCAGCAGCUGGAGGCGAAGAAGGCGGCGAAGCAGCAGCGGCGGAACGAUCUCGACGCGGAUAGGGGCGCGGAUAGGGAUGCUUCCGACGACGGCGGAAGCGACGAUGCUUCCCGCCGCAAGCCGCCCGCGCCCUCGCCCGCAGAUGCGAAACCUCCUGCUUCCGCUCUACAAGUUCGAGGGGCGCAUGACGUGCAAGUUCCUGGACUGCAAUACAAGUUUGAGGGGCGCAUGACGUGCAAGUUUCUGGACUGCAAGUGGGGCGAGCACAGGGCGCGCUGGCAGAUGGCACGUGUGUCUGACAAGGCCGCCAACACCCAAGAAAUCCUGCAGCUGUUCCGGGAGAUCGAACGCGCCCACCUGCACAGAGUGACCAAGGCAGCGGUGCAGGAGAAGAAGGCGGAGUUGGAGUCGGUGCGAGGGUAUGUGUACUCGGCAGAGGUGGUGGCCAGCAUGCUAAGGGAGAAGCGAGCAGCGGCGGCGAAACCGAAGCUGGUGGUGAUGGAGAGGGAGAGGGUACGACUGGAUAUAGCCGCUGCUGAGCAGAGAGGGGACCUGGGAGCCGUGGAACAACUCAAGGCGGAGUUGGAGAAGCUGGAGAGGAUAGGGGAGGACAAGGGCGAGGCGAACAAGGGCAGGCGAGAGGUGGAUCUAGCAAGGAUGAACAAGCGCAACCGGCAGGAGAACUUCCGCACCGCCACUAAUGCUCCUGCUGGCGCCACAGAGACCAAGACGGGAGAGGCGGCUGUGGAUCCCUUUAUUCGCCGGUGGACGCGCUCCCAGAACUACUACAAGAGCCCCGCCGCCCCCACUGCUGCCGCUGCUCCCUGGUCUGAUGACGAGGAUGAGGGUGCAGGCAAGGACGGGGGAGGGAAGAGUAAGGACGGGAAGGGUAAGGAUGGCAAGGGCGAGAAGGGGAAGGAGGGAAAGGAUGCGGAUGGGAAGGGUGGAGGAGCGGAGGAGGAGAGGGAGAAGGAGAGGGAGAAGGAGCGGGAGAGGCAGCUAGGGAGCUGGUUGGGGCAGCAGUUGGACGAGCGGGCGAAGCAGGUGCUGCGGAAACACGCCUUUGACAUGGACAUAGACCUGAGCGUCGUGGACAAGUGGGGGGGAGCAGGGGCAGCGGCUGCGGCACAGAGAGGGAGUGUGGGGCCCGCAGUGUGGGAGGCGGCAUUUCUGGCACGCAAGAGGCAGCAGGAGGCGCUGUAUGGGGCUCCGAUUGGUGUGGCUGCUGGGGAGACCCCGCGGGGGCUCAGGUUGUUGACUCUUAGUGAGUAUAAGAGGCGCCGGGGGCUGCCUUGUGACUGA
Closterium sp. NIES-65 is the source of this 2190-nucleotide messenger RNA. The record is from the annotation of a GenBank genome assembly. Lineage: Eukaryota; Viridiplantae; Streptophyta; Zygnematophyceae; Desmidiales; Closteriaceae.